AUGGAGGAGCCAAUCGUGGCGCUAAGUCAGGCAGGCGCAGUCGUAAGCAAGUCUGUAGAGGUGUGGUCUUACCUGUCCCUCUGCUGCCACGGUACAGGCCUGUUUGUCUGUCUGUCUGCCUGUCCGGUGGGAGAAAAGGACAGCGGCGUUGGGAGAACGGUAACUACAGCCGCCGGAGGCAAGACCAAUCGUGAGUGCGAUGGCAGACAUUGUCCACGAGCCGAGGGAGCCUCACGUGUCCGAUAG
Messenger RNA from Protopolystoma xenopodis, 246 nucleotides. The record is from the annotation of a GenBank genome assembly. NCBI's taxonomy places the organism in Eukaryota, Metazoa, Platyhelminthes, Monogenea, Polystomatidea, Polystomatidae.